AUGCGCCAGCGACAGCACACCCCCGACGCGUCAGCAACGCCGGUUCUCCUGGACCCGAAUGUGGACUUGAGCGAGGAGUGGCGGGCGAUGAACACCGAAUAUGGCGGGUACAGCAGCGAACAGCCGCCGCGCACGCUGAGCGAGUUCCGCGAGCAACUGCAGCAAGCCAGGAAAGCUAGAAGCAAACGCAGCCUCGAGUCGGAGGAGGAGGAGGACGCCUUCUACCGCACCGUUGACGGAAACCCCAAGGACUAUGCCCUCCGCGUCGUUUUUGACUGGCUCUGCCCGGCGAACCCGACCAAGGCGCGUCUGCGUGUGGAGCGCAUCUACUGGAUCGCAUGGAAGCAGUUCCUGUACGGGUUUUUCAUGUCUGGUGUGGGCACAAUGCUGAUGUUGGUGGGCAUCGGGUGUACGGCACAGUAUUGCGUAGAAAAAGCGCGUGGUGUGGGGGUGAUGCUAGGGGCUUUUCUGCUGUGCGUUCCCGGUUACUACUCCCUGUUCGUCUUGUACAUGUACGUCACGUGCCGCGGGGGGUAUACCUAUUUGCAGCUACCGGAGGCGUGA
This is a messenger RNA of Leishmania major strain Friedlin, 564 nucleotides long. RefSeq lists its product as hypothetical. The record is from RefSeq and is a predicted model, not a curated record. Lineage: Eukaryota; Euglenozoa; Kinetoplastea; Trypanosomatida; Trypanosomatidae. The transcript has a single exon. The coding region runs from base 1 to 564 and encodes 187 amino acids.